Equus quagga is the source of this 3250-nucleotide messenger RNA. RefSeq names its product Src like adaptor (gene SLA). NCBI's taxonomy places the organism in Eukaryota, Metazoa, Chordata, Mammalia, Perissodactyla, Equidae. The transcript is spliced from 7 exons. The record is from RefSeq and is a predicted model, not a curated record. Gene Ontology annotation, molecular function: protein binding. The coding region runs from base 511 to 1455 and encodes 314 amino acids.
GCCGAUGUACAAGUGCAGGAGUGGCGCAUGUGGCGUGCUGCAAACAUACAGCCUCGUUACCGAGUUUCCCCUUUUCAGUGUUUGUUAGAACAUGUUGAAAAACUAGAACCAAAGAGGGAAAGUUGAAACAGGAAGCAUCCUCUGCACACCCCUUCACUCCUUAGUUUUCAGUGUCCCCCGAUCCCUGUGCUGGGAGUCCAGGGCCGGGCUCCCGGGAGGAGAGACCCUGGGGGGGCGGGCGUGUGAAAGGCUGCCACCGCUCACACAAACACCGCCGCUCGCUGUCAGCUGGCGCAGGCAGGAAUGGAAACUUUCGCCACCAACAGCCUUUGCGAGCAACUUCCCUCUCUGUGGUUUUUCUCUGUCAUUCCCUUGAUAAAAGAAUGAGAGCUGCGCAAAUGUAACCAACACUCGCCAAUCUGCGCAAACGUAACCAACACUCGCCAAUCUCAUCUUCCCCUGAAAACACCCGCCUUUCAAGGAGCGAGCCGCCUGAAAAAAUGAUGCACGAUGUACUCUAAACUAGGUCAGUCUCCACCCAGAGGGCUCGGCGCGUGGUUGACUUGCUGUGUGUAUCCCCUGUGCCGUAGGCUUCGAGCGACUUCGACAGCCCAGGGAGAGAGAGAAAUGGGAAACAGCAUGAGAUCCACCCCGGCCCCUCCCGAGAGGCCUCUGCCCAACCCGGAUGGACUGGACAGCGACUUCCUGGCGGUGCUGUGUGACUACCCAUCUCCUGACAUCAGCCCCCCGAUAUUCCGCCGAGGGGAGAAACUGCGCGUGAUUUCUGACGAGGGGGGAUGGUGGAAAGCCAUUUCCCUUAGCACCGGUCGAGAGAACUAUAUUCCUGGAAUAUGCGUGGCCCGAGUUUACCAUGGCUGGCUUUUUGAAGGACUGGGCAGAGACAAGGCCGAAGAGUUGCUGCAGCUGCCAGACACGAAGAUCGGCUCCUUCAUGAUCAGAGAGAGUGAGACCAAGAAAGGUUUCUAUUCACUCUCGGUGAGACACCGGCAGGUGAAGCAUUACCGUAUCUUCCGCCUGCCAAACAACUGGUAUUACAUUUCCCCGAGGCUCACCUUCCAGUGCCUGGAGGAUCUCGUGAACCACUAUUCCGAGGUGGCUGAUGGCCUCUGCUGUGUGCUGACCACACCCUGCCUCACUCAGAGCACGACCACCCCGGCAGUGAGGGCACCUGCCUCGCCUGUCACCUUGCGCCAGAAGACCUUCGACUGGAAGAGGGUGUCCAGACUACAGCAGGACCCAGAGGGGGCAGAGAAUCCACUGGGCGUGGAUGAGUCUCUUUUCAGCUACGGCCUUCGGGAAAGCAUCGCCUCCUACCUCUCCCUGACCAGUGACGACAGCACCUCCUUUGACCGAAAGAAGAAAAGCCUCUCCUUGAUGUACAGCGGAAGCAAGAGGAAGAGUUUCUUCUCGCCUCCACCGUACUUUGAAGACUAGCCCGACAGCAGACACCAUGGUGUGUGCCCAAAAGGAACAGAGGCUAGAACUGUCACCUGGGGUCUUACAGAGAGGCAGGUCCCCUGGUCCCUGGGGAACCUCACGUCUCCCAGAAGCCAAGAGAAGCCACGUGGAGACUUGACCUCGCAUCUUCUCUAUCCACACCAUGACAAAGGGAACCCAUCCCUGGUGUCUGAUCAGUACAGGACAUCACGCAAUGUUGACUCAUGAUGCGAUCAGGCAACAUUUCAGAAGAACCCUGUGUGUGUGUGUGUGCUUGUCGUGUUUGUGGGAAAGACAGACACUCUCUCACAAGGAAGUACACGAGGACCAUUCUCCAACAAACCGUCCAGAUGGUCACACGCUGAGGCCAUUAGAGAGAACUUCGGAACGAAAGAAGCCUGAGAAGAUGACCCAAAAGCGGUGGCCUGGCAGAAGGUCCUGGUUUGCAGAUUGGUCCCCUGCAUUGACCUUUUUUAACCAAUCCCUAAAGAGAUCUUUGGUACGCAGCUCCUGUCUUUUUAAGGGAACUCAGUGACACUAAACAUUAACCUUCCUUAUUAGCCCGGAAUCAGGAGAUCCUUUUGGCCUGCCAGUACCCAGACCACAUGUGCAGAGAUUGGAUGGCCUCCGUCCUUCUAUAGAGGGCAAGGCAACCGGGAGAAGGAGAAGCUGCUGGUAGGGAGAGCAAGAGAAUGGCCUGGAACGGUGCGAACUUUCACCCUGUCCCCAGCCAUGGCUUUGCAGCACAGAAAGCGCAUCUCUGGCACGCUGAGAUUCUUGCCUAUAUUAAUGCAUCAGUUAUUCAUUCAUGAUUGCCUGCAGAGGCCCUCUGUUAAGACCCAUGUAAGAUAUCAGGUCAAAAAAAGAAAAAGAGAUGAAUAGGCCCCAGACCCCAGUAGAGGUGCUCACAGUGUAAUCAGGCAGAAAAGUGUGUAAACAAUAAUGAAAAUGGGGUGUAAAAGGAGAAAUCAGGUCCUGGUUUUUGGUAGGAUUGGGGUCAGGUGAGGAGGACCCAGGACCCCCUGUUCCAGCUGGACCUUUAGAGAGUUGGCUGGAUUAAGUAGGUGAGAAUGCCUGGAUUUUUUUGAAAAAAGGAAAUCGAUAAGUUCUAAAGAGUUAAUUUAUCCAGUAUUUUAUUCCAAAAGGGUUUGGCAUCCACAUGAAUAAAAAUGCUGAGCUCCAGGAAAGAUGGGAUUAAGAGUGGCUUAAUUGUGCCAUACAUCAUUUUAAGAGAUGAGAGAGAAAACACAGUAAAGAUCUAAAGAAGACGAAUUUAUCUCCAGGCCACGAAUCCGGAUCCUGUAGGAAGGGGUCCGGGAUGCAUCCGUGACUCAUUUUCUCCUGUUGCAAAGGGAUUCAGGGGGAUAGGGGUGCACGCAGUGCCUCUCGCUGCCCCAUAUGAGGAGUCUGUUUACCAUACGCAUUCCGUAGAUCUGAGAUCGUGUGCUUGUGUGUGUGCAUAUGCGCUGACAUGAUUUUCUGUAUCAUCACAUUCCAGUGUGUUUAUACCAGAAGACAUUUGUGGUUUCCUCAACAAUCCCAAAGGGCUGUUUCAAACGAGCAGCCAACGUAUGGGAAAUGAAUGUAUCACUGUGGACAUUGACUCCCACCAUAAGGCUGGGUGACGUCGCCACUCUAGAUGUCUGUACAGCGUCUUAUGUAUUGUUUUCCGUUGUGACUAACGUGGUUAGGACAUUUGGGGAGUACUCAGAGGGAUUUCUAAGUGGGAAGCAUUACACUUUGCUAAAUCAUGUAUUUAUUCCUGAUUAAAAUAAACCUACUACAUAUUUAA